CAGCUGCUUGCUGCCUGGAGAGUCAUGGUGCUCUACAAUACUCGAGAUGGCACUGAAGUCGGCGGAAACUUGGGGAGUGUCACGACACGCGAACGACCUGCCGUCAUACGCACGCAUCAUGGCGUUUUACAGUGGCGAACGCGUAGAGGCCGCAUCGAGCCGCGCGACUAGCGAAAAGGGCUCGGCCAAGGAAGGCGUCGAUCUGCGCGUAGGAGCGCCUACCUCCGCCUCGGAGGGUUCCAAGUCGGACUCUGAGGCUCAAAUCGCCGUUGAAAUUGUGAUCGUUGAGACAUUCGUCCGCCGCCUCGACGCCAUCAUCGAGGCACUGCAAGCGCAGAUGGCGCCGUACAACUCCACGAUGCCGUGCACGUAUCUUGUAUCCUCCUGGCGAGAGAUCGGUGAUCGCAUCGCUGCAAGAGGCCCUUUGGAGCGUCGGAGGGAGGAUACAUCCAGGAACAGCGUCAGUUUAUCCACAGCCUCAAGGGUCCUACAGACCAUAUCACCGGCUACUGGGCUUACACACUGAUACUAGGCUAGGGAGCCGCCCGAAUUCACACAAGCAAGAGCUGCGCCCUCACGCAAGCGAGGGCGAGAGCGCGAGGGUGGCCCAGUCAUCGGUUUAUUGCCGCUUGUUGUU
Cutaneotrichosporon oleaginosum is the source of this 637-nucleotide messenger RNA. RefSeq lists its product as uncharacterized. NCBI's taxonomy places the organism in Eukaryota, Fungi, Basidiomycota, Tremellomycetes, Trichosporonales, Trichosporonaceae. The record is from RefSeq and is a predicted model, not a curated record.